Tetranychus urticae (two-spotted spider mite) is the source of this 1789-nucleotide messenger RNA. RefSeq lists its product as uncharacterized. The record is from RefSeq and is a predicted model, not a curated record. Lineage: Eukaryota; Metazoa; Arthropoda; Arachnida; Trombidiformes; Tetranychidae.
AUAUCGUUUCAAGUUGAUAUUUCUUUGGUUCAUCCUACCUCUGAGUACAUCCCGAAGGCCGUGUUCAUCCCUUAGUUAUAUUUACAUCCAAUCGUCCAGUUUGAUAGAGUCCAAUCUUCUUUGCUCCCUCCUUUUCUUCUGAUCGUCCUCCUCCCUCCUUAUAAAGGUGCUCUUCUCAUACUCUCUCAUGAGUUGCAACUUUUUUCACGUUCAUUGACCUUGAUUAUAAAAGUCUCAGCAUAAUUUCCGGGAAUCCAGUUGGGAGUCCUCCGCUCACCGUUAAAGUGUCCAGGAAUAAUAAAACCUUUGCUUAGUUCUUCAACUAUCAUUUGUUAUUUAGUUUACAAGUGUGUAUCUUCUUCAUACCAUCUUUCUUCACACAUCAUCUCAAGAUGAAGUUUAUCCUUUUUACCAUUGCUUUGGUCAUCGCAUCGGCCUCAGGACAAAUUAUCCGACCUAAUUCACUUCCAGGUCUCAUCUCAAUCGUCCGAUUCCAAAAUACUGCUUGUAAUGGAGAGAACGGUGAUUCAGGUACCUGUUUAGCUGAAGCAGAAUGUAAUCGUCGAGCUGGAACCAGUAUCGGAAGCUGUGCCAAUAACUUUGGUUCCUGUUGUUCAUUCAAAUUUACUUGCGGAGGAACCACCAGUCAAAAUGAGACCGUUUUCGUUAACCCAUCUUAUCCACGAGGAGAGAAUGGAACCGACACUUGUCAAGUUACUAUUGAAAAGCAAGCCAAAGUUUGCCAGCUUAGACUUGACUUUGAAGAGUUUACUUUAGCUCAACCAGACGAGAAUGGUCUUUGUACUACUGACUCAUUCAUGGUGAGAACAACUGUUGGUGAACGUUUACCAAUCCUUUGUGGUGAAAAUGCUGGUCAACACAUUUACAUUGAUAUGGGACGAGGUAGUGCAAACCCAGUUGUCCUUUCAGUUGUAUCCAAUGGAGACCGAGUUACCCGAAGAUGGAAGGUUAAGAUUAACAUGAUCCCCUGUAACAACCUUGACAUGGCCCCAUCCGGUUGUAUGCAAUACUACAGAAGCCCAUCAUCCAUCAUCAAGAGUUUCAACUAUGGCUCAAGGAUUGAAAGCCGAUCACGAUACCUUUCAAACCUUAGAUACACCGCUUGUGUUCGAGUUGAAGAAAACUUCUGUGCCAUUAAAUGGGAAACUGAAUCAGCAAACUCCUUCAGUUUCGGAGCUCCAUUCGAAGAACUCAGUCUUGGUAACCAAACUCGCCUUGGCGGUGCUACUGGUGGACUCUGCUCACAAGAUGAUUUCGUAGGAAUUGAUCAAGGAUCCGUUGACGGAACUGGACCCGGUGACGAUCGAUUCUGUGGUAACCGACUUUUGGAGAUGAACUCCGUUAUUUCUAGAUCAAAGCCAUUCAUGCUUAAGGUUCGAUCUAACCAUGAUCAAACUCUUAACGCUGCCAACUCACAACAAGGUUUUAGUCUUCGAUAUGUUCAACUACCUUGUGUUAUUUAAUUUAAUUAAUUUAUUUGAUCCAGUAAAAGAAACAAAAUAAGCAGUUAAUUAAUUUUAGAAUUGAGAAACAAAGAAAAAGAAACAAAAAAAACAGAUUAAUUUAUUAACAAUUACAGUCAUCUGUUGAUUAAUGGACAAUCAUCAUUCUCAACAACGCCAACAUUAAGAACAAAGUAUAAAACAUAACUACGAACGAAACCCGCCGAGAGAAAACGAUUUCAAUCAAAUUAUGUUUUUUCACUCAAUUAUUUAUUAUUAAAUUAUUACUAUUAUUAUAAUUAAAUUGGCGAUUUUUUAAGUUAAAA